Molecule: messenger RNA, 1893 nt
Organism: Drosophila novamexicana
Lineage: Eukaryota; Metazoa; Arthropoda; Insecta; Diptera; Drosophilidae
Product: esterase-5B-like
Exons: 2
Coding region: 25-1641 (538 amino acids)
Source: RefSeq, a predicted model, not a curated record
CUAAGACUCGGCAGGGUGCAGGUCAUGACUGAUAAGUCGAUUCGCAUCGCAUUGCUCUGUCUGGGGGCAGCAGCUACCUUUGCUGAUCCGCUGCUGGUGGAGCUGCCGCAUGGAAGGCUACGUGGACGCGAUAAUAAAGGAUACUACAGCUACGAGUCGAUACCCUAUGCGGAGCCACCUGUGGGGGAACUGCGCUUCGAGGCACCACAGCCAUAUACCCAGCAGUGGAAGGAGACCACCUUUGAUGCCAGUCAACCACCUGUGCUCUGCAUGCAAUGGAGCCAGUUCAUCAAACAGGCAGAUAAGCUGACGGGCAGUGAGGAUUGUCUAACUGUCAGCGUAUACAGACCAAAGAGCUCCACUCGCAGCACGUUUUCAGUUAUUGUGCUAAUACAUGGCGGCUGCUUCAUGUUUGGUGGUGCUGCGGAAAACGGACACGAGCCGCUCAUGGCCAGCGGCAAUGUGAUUGUGGUUAAGAUCAGCUAUCGGCUGGGACCACUGGGUUUUGUUAGCACCGGCGACGGCACUUUGCCGGGCAACUUUGGAUUGAAAGAUCAGCGUCUGGCCUUGCAUUGGAUCAAGCAAAAUAUUGCUCGCUUCGGUGGAGAGCCGGAAAAUAUACUUGUUCUUGGCUUCUCCUCAGGCGCUGCCGCGGUGCAUUUGCAGCUGCUGCAAGAGGAAUUUAAGCAGCUCGCCAAGGUGGCUGUGUCCAUUAGCGGAAAUGCCCUGAAUCCUUGGAUUGUGCUUAAAAGUGGACGUAGACGUGCGUUUGAGCUGGGUCGCAUGGUGGGCUGUGGCCUUCUAAGUGACUCUGCUGAGCUCAAAAAGUGUCUGAAAACUAAGGAUGCAGCGCAACUAGUCAAAGCUGUGCGUGAAUUCCUGGUAUUUGACUAUGUGCCCUUUACUCCCUUCGGCCCUGUGGUAGAGUCCGUUGAUGCUGCUGAACCUUUCCUCACUCAACAUCCCACUGACAUUAUCAAGAGUGGAAAGUUUGCCCAAGUGCCUUGGCUAGUAUCAUACACCCAGGAGGAUGGCACUUACAAUGCUGCCCUUCUACUGGCUAAGCAAUCAAAUGGAAGAGAGCUGAUUGAGGAACUGAACAGUCGCUGGUAUGAGCUGGCACCCCAUUUACUGUUCUAUCGCGACUCUAAGAAAACAAUUGAGGAUAUGGACGACUACUCGCGGGACCUGAGGCAAGAAUAUCUGGGUAAUCGAAACUUUAGCUUGGAGAACUACUUGAAUGUGCAACGCAUGUUUACGGACGUAUUAUUCAGAAAUGAUACAAUACGCUCUAUAGAGCUGCAUGGGAAGUACGGAAAGAGUCCAGUUUAUGGCUACGUCUACGAUAAUCCCGCUAAUCAAGGCAGUGGAUAUUGGCUGUCAAAACGAAACAAUGUUUCUUUUGGCUCAGGGCAUUGGGAUGAUUUCUUUCUAAUAUUUGACAAUCCCGUUCGCCACCCUCUGCGCUCAGACGAGAAAAUUAUUUCCAGGAACCUGAUAAGAAUGAUGGAGAGCUUUGUGCAAAGCGACAAUGGGACUUUGACUUAUGACAAUUGUGUUUUGCGAGAUAAUGUGGACCAAGAGCAGCUGAAAUUGCUUUCAAUCAAACGUAACAGCUGCGAGGUGCUUCAAGUGAGAUAGUUCCUUUAAAGUCUGCUCAAUUAGCUUGCACGCCUUAAAUCAAACCUAUAUAAUUGCCUCUUGAUCAGUAUUUAAUUUAUGUAAUUAGAUACAAUUAAUAUGACAUUUAUAAUGGUCGUUGAACUCAUUCCAUUUUGGCUUGAAAUGCUUUUGCAUUGAUUUCACAACCUUUCCCAAAUAACCUGAAAUUCGAUAUGUAAGCUUUUGGGCAAAUUAGAAUACUGGUUAUUCAUUACUUUAAAAUAAAGACGC